Trichomonas vaginalis G3 is the source of this 943-nucleotide messenger RNA. RefSeq names its product DNA/RNA polymerase superfamily. The annotation marks the transcript as partial. Lineage: Eukaryota; Parabasalia; Trichomonadida; Trichomonadidae. The transcript has a single exon. The record is from RefSeq and is a predicted model, not a curated record. Gene Ontology annotation, molecular function: nucleic acid binding.
AUGGUAUCAUCAACUGUCAAAAUAAAGCCGCAAACGGACUCUUUGAGUCCUGAAGGUCUUUCAGACCGAAGCGGCGAGGUCGUAGACCGUGAUAAAACAUUUACGAGGAAUUUUUGCUUAACAUCAAGUGAUUCGUUCAUCUCUGAUUGGAUUGAAUUUUUAUUUUCAACCUGUUCAUUAGUUGCUAAAUCAAAUAUUGAACAAUAUGAAGAAUUAAUGAAGCCGCAAACGGACCAAACGGCGGGGACUUUGUCCCAUACAUUAAAUGAAAAACAGAAGGAAGCAUUUAAAGAACUUCUAGAUGAGGAAUUCAAUAAAGUGAAUAUCAUAGGUUUUAAUUCGGGAAAGUUUGAUUUAAAUUUAAUUCUUCGUGAUUUAAACACUGCAAAAUGGAAAAUAAAAUCAAUGCUGGGUUCUUCUUCUCAAUUUAAGCAAAUCAUUGUAAAGAAAACAAACUGUCCAUAUGAAUUAAGAUUUAUUGACAUCAGAAAUUAUAUAGCGGGUGGAACAUUAGACCAAUUCACUCAAGAUUUCGGAAACAAUAAAUCACGUGUUAAAUCCUUUUUCCCUUAUCAAUUCAUCACAUGGGAGAAUUACGAAGAUGAAUUAUAUAAAGUGGAACCAUUCACGAAAGAUUCAUUUUAUUCAGCAUUAACUCAAGAAACAAUAUCCGAUUCAGAUUAUCAAAUAUAUCUCAAUGAUGCUAAAAAUUUUGAGAAUAGAUUAGAAUAUUUUAUUCAUUAUUGCAAUAAAGACGUUGAAAUUAUGAUUGACCCAAUUGAUAAAAUUAUUGAAGAAACAUUUGUUUAUAAAAUUGACAUGCUUCAUAAUCUUUCUUUAUCAUCGAAUGCAUCAAUGAUUCGUUACGCGUUAGCAUAUAAGAACUUCAAUCCUAACGAAACAUAUCCAGAAGAAGAAAAUGUGGAAUCAAGUUUUGAAUUAA